Molecule: messenger RNA, 3295 nt
Organism: Drosophila suzukii
Lineage: Eukaryota; Metazoa; Arthropoda; Insecta; Diptera; Drosophilidae
Source: RefSeq, a predicted model, not a curated record
AAGGCGGCCAAGAUAAGGCGAUAAGAUAACCCGUCCAGGUGUACGCGUAUGUGUGACCACGGUUACACAGAGGGAAAACUUUUCCAGUGCACCCGCUUCUGAGUGACUAAUGCCGCAGCGAAGUAAGCCACUUGGACAGAUAAGCAGAUGUCCGCCACCUGACAAGUCUUUCGGGAGUUGGCUUAAGUAAGGGCCCCUAGCAUUUACCACAACUCGAAGGAAAUGUAGUUAUUUCCAACUAUGUAUACAUAUCGUAUGUUUGUGCUUAUUUAAGGCCAUUGGUCUCUUCAUUUCCUAGGGCUUAAAACUAAUCUGAAGUGGCUAAUGAUAAUAGGAGUUCAGGCAAUGGAACGUCCGGCGAUAAAGCUUGGGAAAUUGAUUUCAAUUGAAUAUUAUAUGCCAGUAGGUAUGUUAUCAGCCAUAGGUGGGCGUUUGGUGGUGGGGAUAGGGGGAGUGGUGGUGUGAUUAAAGUGGGUGGGGGUAAGUUCUUAGUCAGUUUGUUUACCUUUGAGCAGACAAUUGACUGCAGCCGAGAGCAAAAAUGGGAGAGUGGCGAAAAGUAAUGAGAAAAUAAAAGGCUGUGAAGAGAGUGCAUGGAUGAUUUAACUUUAAGAUGUCUUUUACAGCCAGCUCUCUCAAUUAUUUAGUUUAAUAUGAAAACUAGAAAAUGUUGAUGAAAAUUUGAUACUAUUUUCACUUUAAGAUCUUGUAUAAUAGUAAUGUGGAUAUAAAAAAGUUACAUAUUUUAAAAUACUAAAAAAUCAUCAUCAAAUUAUCAAUGCAAUUCAAUUAUUUUUUAUAUAAAACUAGCCGCGAAUUCUUCAGAUCUUUGAUACCAAAGAUAAAUUAAUUUCCUUCUCUCUAAUCAUUCUAAGCCUUACUAAAAUUUAAUACCUAUAAUUUUGUGUCAGCCUCAAUAACUGCGAAUUGUUUAGAUCUUUGUAAAGUAAAGAUAAAUUUACUAACUUAUUCUCCUUUCUAGGCAGUUUUGAAAACUUUUUCAAAAAACUUAGGAAAAUAUAUUAGGACCUCUCUUAGAACAAAAGCUUAAUGAAAUUUGCGACGUCACAGAAGGAAGUGUUGCCAACUUGCGAGCGGGAAUAAGGCGCUCAAUUGCAUAAGGGUCCUGAGAGAGGAAGCUGGCUAAUGCGCCUGUGCGCUUCCCAGGCGUAACCGUAAUAUAGCCCCCGUAGCCCCCAGAAAAACACCCGAACCGGCGGACCAAGUCGCGCUUAUCCGCUGGCAGGGCACCCCAAUGUCUUGGCCCGGCCUUAUCCCUGGCUUUCACUUCCGCAACUCGGCUGCGACGACAGGCCGAACUCGUAGCGCCCGGCCCAUUAUCACCACCACCACUUCCGAGAAGCCCCCUCCCCCACUCGCGUUGGCGGUAGCCGCCAGCCGUUGCUGCGAUUGCAAAUCAGAAUCCGAAUCAGGAUGCUGCAGUCAGUGCUCCGGGGUAACUGACUGGCAAUGGAAUUCGACGGAGCGGCGACCGGAGCCACAGGAUAUAUAGAUAUAGUUAUAGAUAUAGGACUCAAAUACGUCUAGCCCGACAUGAUUGUGAUGAGCAUCUGGUGCAGCAGCCUCAGCCUGAGCAGCCGCAGCCUGGCCAUCGCCCUGGUGGUCUGUGUGACUCUGGUCUACUUCUCCUACAGCUUCAACGCCUGCCUGCUGGCCAGCAUCAGUCGCAGUUUGCAGCAGAGCAACUUACGCAACCUACUGGCCCUCACCUCCUCGCCCCGCAACGAGAGCAGUGACGCGGGAAACAACAACAGCAGCAGCAGCAGCAGCAACAGCUCCUCCACCACCAGUGCUCCUUCGGCUCAGACGGUGACCAGCAGCCUGGAUGGGGCGCCCAAGUAUCAGCUGCUCCGGCAGCAGGGCCUCCGACCAUCGCGACACUUGCCCGACACGCUCAUCAUUGGCGUGAAGAAGAGCGGGACGCGGGCGCUGCUUGAGUUCAUUCGCCUGCAUCCGGACGUGCGGGCCGCCGGCUCUGAGGUGCACUUCUUCGACAGGCACUACCAGCGCGGAAUACGCUGGUACCGGCACCACAUGCCCUACACCAUCGAGGGCCAGAUUACCAUGGAGAAGACGCCCAGCUACUUCGUCACCAAGGAGGUGCCGCAGCGCGUCUACCACAUGAAUCCGGCCACAAAAUUGCUGAUUGUGGUGCGGGAUCCGGUGACUCGGGCCAUCUCCGACUACACGCAGGCGGCGAGCAAGAAGGCCGACAUGAAGCGCUUCGAGCAGCUGGCCUUCGUCAACGGCAGCUACUCGGUGGUGGACACCAACUGGGGGCCGGUGAAGAUCGGCGUCUACGCCCGCUUCCUGGAGCGCUGGCUACUCUACUUCCCGCUCUCGCAGCUGCUCUUCAUCAGCGGCGAGCGGCUGAUCAUGGACCCCGCCUACGAGAUCGGUCGCGUCCAGGACUUUCUCGGUCUGAAGCGUGUCGUCACCGAGAAGCACUUCUACUUCAAUGCCACCAAGGGCUUCCCCUGCCUCUUCAAGUCGGAGGCCCGCUCCACUCCGCACUGUCUGGGCAAGACCAAGGGUCGCAACCAUCCGCACAUUGACCCGGGGGCCAUCGAGCGGCUGCGGGAGUUCUACCGGCCCUUCAACAACAAAUUCUACCAGCUGACGGGCAUCAAUUUCGCCUGGCCAUAGGAUCCCCAGGCUGGCAUACGUGAAAUUAAGUCGAGUUAAAUCAAGAAAUUAUGAGAUAUUGUUGUUGCUGGCCAGGCAACGGACUGAUAUUGUUGUUUGCAUUUUUGAUACAUAUAAUUGUACUUAUAUAUAGUAUAUACACAUGUAAAAUUAGUGCUCAAUUAAUUGUAGCUUUAUCAGGAGACAGAUUCAACGAAUUCACUCAAACAAUACGGUUCCUCACUCCAAUUCAAAUGAAAAUCAACUCACUUUUCCCCACUAUAUACCUAAAAAUCGAAACAGUGGGUGGCGAGUCCCUUUCGUCCCAGGACGAAAGUGGACUUCCUGCCCACCGUGCACACUCAAUGCUAUCUACUACCACAUAUACCUAAGAUAAUUAUGUGCAUUUAUAUACAAAUAGUGAACAAAUAGAGCUUACUACGAAAUUCCUACAGUCUCCUAUAUAUAUAUAUACACUAUAAUAUAAAUAGUUCCAAAAAUUUCAAUUGCAUGACUCAACCAAUACAAUUGCUUAGCUAAUUUUAAUUAAAGCACAACCUAAAUAAAUCGACUUUAACUAAAUCUAGUCAAGCUGAAAUGAGUCAUGGUUUCACCUUAUAAAAAAUGGUGGGGUCUCAUCUGUAGAAUC